ACGAUGAAGAGUCACCCGAUCAGUCUAAAAUUCCAAACACUGUAUGGCACAAACAAAGAAAUCAAAUGAAAGAUUAAACGCAAGAAAACAAAGAGAUCCAUCUUGACAAAAUUCACGUGCAUCAUGCUGUUUUGUCCUUUACCAUCUCUCCCAUUUCCUUUCACCCAAUUCUUCUUUGUUCUCAUUGUCCACCAAAAAGAUACAGAACAGAAGCAUCCAUAAAUUCAUGUUUAAUAUAGUACUAAACUAUUUACAUGAAAACAGUAAACAAUAAACCCAAAUUUGGUCCCACAUAUUUACAGCACUAGUAGUACUAAAUCAGAUUCAUAAUCAAACAACUUAGAAUCACACAUCAUAAAUGUUACCAACUCACAUAUACUAUCAUCAGUGACACUCCACUCACAUGAAACACUCUCUCAAGUCCAAUUAGUCAACUCAAACCACAAACCCACUUGCUAAUCUUAAAAUAAUCAUAAUUUUAGCUUCUCAAAUCCCAAUUAACCAAACCAAACAAACAAGACAAAGACAAUACAGUGAGUAAGCUACACUACACCACUCUGAGUAUUGUAAUCUGAGCUUAACAGAGAAAGAAGAAAAACAAAGAAACACAGAAAACCAAAUGGCUUUCACAUUCAGCACCAUGACACUAAACCUUCUUCUCCUAAUAGCAAUGGUAGCAACCAACAUUCUCUCACUCUACCAUCUCUCCACAACACUCCAAUCACCCAAAUCCCCUAAACCACUCCCACCAAUCCCCGACGAACUCCUCCGUCAACUUCACACCAUACGCGCCACCAUUAACCAUCUCACGCGCCUCCAAAACACCGAUCCAAAUACAAACACUAAAUCCACAAUCCCUUCAGAUCUAUUACUAUACUCACACCUCUCUCCAAUUGCUUCAUCUUGUCAUAACCACCCUGAUCUUCUCCACAAGUAUAUGACAUACACACCGUUUUCAAUUUGUCCUUCCGAUUCCGACCUCGCUGAAUCGUUAAUUCUUCGCGGUUGUCAUCCACUCCCUCGUCGGCGGUGUUUCUCUCCGACGCCGAAGAAACAAACUAACUCGAAUUCGCUUCCGCGUAAUCCUUUUCCUUCUUCUCUCCCUGAUUCGUCGGUCAUUUGGGAUCGUUAUUCGUGUAAAUCGUUUGAUUGUCUUAACCGUCAAAACCCUAAUCUCGGAUUUCAACCUUCUCGUGAAAUUUCUAAGUUUACUACAUACAAUUCCGAUUUGGAUCUACCUGUUCAACAGCUUCUCCAGAUCGCGAAAUCAGCUAAAUCGAUUCUCCGGCUUGGAUUAGAUGUUGGUGGUGGUACUGGAUCAUUUGCCGCUGCGAUGAAGGUUCGUAAUGUGACGGUGGUGACAACGACGAUGAAUGUUGUGGCGCCUUAUAGUGAAGCUGUUGCGUUGAGGGGACUUGUGCCGCUUCAUGUUCCGUUACAGCAGAGAUUGCCGCUUUUCGAUGGUGUUGUGGAUAUUGUUCGGUGUGGUCGUGCAGUGAACCGGUGGAUUCCGGUGACAAUGUUGGAGUUUUUGUUGUUUGAUGUUGAUAGAGUGUUGAGAGGUGGAGGGUAUUUGUGGUUGGAUCAUUUUUUUAGUAAGGGUGUGGAUCUUGAGAAAGUGUAUAAGCCUUUGAUUGGGAAAUUGGGUUACAAGAAAGUGAAGUGGGCAACAGGGAAUAAGACUGAUGCUGGUGGUGUUAAGAAUGGGGAGCUUUACUUGACUGCAUUGUUGCAGAAGCCUGUCUCAAGAUGAGGGUCACUCUCAAAGUUUGAUACAUGUUGUAAGGAAGAUUAACAUGCCGGUUUCUCCUGAUUUCUUGCUCUGGGUUUUAAUGGGGAGCUGAAUGAAGCAGUUUUCAUGUCCAAAUGUGAUCCAUCAUAACAAUGUUGUAAAAAAAAGAAUCAACACAUAGGAAGAAAGCUUUGAAGGAAGUCAAGGACAGGUGGAUAUCUGUGUGGACUCGGGAGAACUGGUGGGGUAAAAUAGUAUUUAUGAUCGUUUUUUCUUCUUUUAUUAAAUUAAAUAAAAAAUAAAUUGUAUUAUCCUAAUUAUUUAUUUGGAAAUAAAUUCAAGAAAUGCCGUUUCCUGAUUCGUGUUCA
Molecule: messenger RNA, 2100 nt
Organism: Trifolium pratense (red clover)
Lineage: Eukaryota; Viridiplantae; Streptophyta; Magnoliopsida; Fabales; Fabaceae
Product: probable methyltransferase At1g29790
Exons: 2
Coding region: 620-1753 (377 amino acids)
Molecular function (GO): methyltransferase activity
Source: RefSeq, a predicted model, not a curated record